Messenger RNA from Ilyonectria robusta, 770 nucleotides. RefSeq lists its product as uncharacterized. The transcript is spliced from 2 exons. The record is from RefSeq and is a predicted model, not a curated record. Bases 91 to 567 code for a protein of 158 amino acids. Lineage: Eukaryota; Fungi; Ascomycota; Sordariomycetes; Hypocreales; Nectriaceae.
GAAGGAAUGGGGUGUGGGCUGGCGGUGCAGCCCCCCAAGCCCAAUCCCAAGGUCCGCUAGAGCUCAUUAGCACUCAGCACUGAAGGCUCUAUGGGCCUAGGGGGAUUAGUAGGUUUCUUGAUGCCUCGAGCUACCAAACGUAGCCGCAAAUACAGCAGCCGGGGACCGAAUACACGUCAGAAUCAGCUAGGCAUUGGCAGGAAUACCGGUGCAGCACGGCCGUCCGUCGCACAGCGUGUGCCUCGUUACGGAGUAGAGGUGAGCGCAAUGGAGACAUUGCAAAGAAGCGGGGCAGCAUUUCUCCCUGACGAAUUCGGCGUUUUUAAGUUGGUUGUUGGAGCAGGAUCCAGGCUGGAGCAACGGAAGCUUCUGCUGACAAGUGCAAGGCGGCCUGUGGCAGAGCUUCUUGACGGCGGUGGGCUACCGCUAUUCGGCAAGCCCCAAUCUUAUGACGGAGUUGGUAAGUGCAUCAAAGGUGAGGAGUUGUUUGCUUCACCUGAAAGACGCCCAGUCAACCGACGUCGAACAUGUGUACUAUGGAUGCGGGAGCAGAGGCCCGUCUAUUAGCUGGAGUUUCCCACUGAAUCGCUCACCCGCCGACUCGCUCACUGGGGACCUGUUUGCUGUGGGAAGGGGGGUCGGAUGCUGCAGCGGGCAGCAGCGGGUGCUGGAGCGUGCUGGGCCUUUGCUGGGCCUUUGCUGGGCCUCGCCUGACACCUCCUUCCCCACCCCUCGUUUCCCCCCCGUCGCCGCCUCCUGCUACUUCUCCU